UUUCCGGGCAAACUGUUCUGACUUCCGUGUUGUUAACAGGGUUUAGCUAGUGUACGAUGAGGCCCGGUUAAGUAACGACAGAAUUUGGGGAACUUUGAAGAGCCAUAGGGAUUAUCGUUGAUCCAGCAUCCUUAAGACUUUCUGACCCGCGGGCAGAUCACACCCACAAGUCACAUCUGAUGGGCCAGCAGUUAACAGUUGUUAGCAGUUGUUAACGUCCUUUGUGUCUGUACGUGGAACGUCAGCCAGCAAUGGCCACUCAUUUCCGUAGCUACAUCUGGGACCCGGUCCUCAUCGUGUGCCAGAUCGUGCUGAUGCAGUGCAUCUACUACAGCUUUUUGGGCCUGUGGUUGGCUGGAGUGGACAGCCUUGUGCAGAGUAGUCGGUCAUUGGACCAGAUCUUCAGCUAUCAAGCUCUCGGUUUUGCAACCGUGCAAGGCAGGCUCUCAAUGAUGGCAUUCAUCUUGAAUUCUCUUACCUGCGCCCUCGGUCUGUGGUUCUUCAUCCGCCGAGGGAAACAGUGCCUGGACUUCACGGUCACCGUGCACUUCUUCCACAUGAUCGGCUGCUGGAUAUAUAACGCUCAUCUUCCAGCUGCCUUGUCCUGGUGGCUCGUCAACAUAGCCUGCAUGGCGUUGAUGGCUGUAAUUGGAGAGUACCUGUGCAUGCGGACUGAGCUCAGGGCAAUUCCAGUCAACACUGGACCGAAAUCUAAUCUGUGAAUUUUCUUUGGUGACGGGCUGAAAGAUUGUGAAGGGUAAUCCUUGAGGGACUCACUGAGGAGGGUUUUUUUCCACCCUCCACUCUUGGAAAAGAAAAAGAACAUGAACCUCUGUCAGCACGCAUGUCGGAUUUUUGUGCUUUGUCUGUUUCCAUCAAGUGGUUCACCCUCCCGGACCUGAUCUAUUUAUUCAUAGCUGCACAUUAAAUAUUGGACAGUGCAAAUUUGUAGCAUAUUAAGACACCUGUUUUAAGUCUUUUGAAAGCACAUGCCAGUUUACAUCCUCCUCUAAACUAAAUGACUACAAAUGUUUUUUAAGUAAGUUUUUAUGUUGAAAUUCAUUAUUUUCAUUCCUUAAUUUUAAGACAUUUUUUUCUGAUUGUUGUUAAAUUUAGCAGACAUACACAUACGCAAAUUAAAAAGCUCUGUCCUAACAGCACUUUAAAGAUGACAUCAAAGUUUUAGUUACUGCUUCUUAAAGCUGCUUUUAAACGUUAAAUAUGGGGAGAAAUGUGUUUUUAGACAACAAAAAGGUACAGUGCUUAGCAGAUUUAUUAGAUCAUCUGUCACAAAGACAAAUAUUUUAGAAAUCUGUCAAAAAACUUCACCUACAAA
Messenger RNA from Pundamilia nyererei, 1336 nucleotides. It is a transcript of the gene sys1, whose product is annotated as SYS1 golgi trafficking protein. Bases 252 to 722 code for a protein of 156 amino acids. Gene Ontology annotation, cellular component: Golgi membrane; trans-Golgi network. NCBI's taxonomy places the organism in Eukaryota, Metazoa, Chordata, Actinopteri, Cichliformes, Cichlidae. The transcript is spliced from 4 exons. Gene Ontology annotation, biological process: Golgi to plasma membrane protein transport; Golgi to endosome transport; protein localization to Golgi apparatus. The record is from RefSeq and is a predicted model, not a curated record.